Messenger RNA from Acanthosepion pharaonis, 1845 nucleotides. NCBI's taxonomy places the organism in Eukaryota, Metazoa, Mollusca, Cephalopoda, Sepiida, Sepiidae. The record is from the annotation of a GenBank genome assembly.
AUGUUUUUGUCCUCUCUUUUCCUUUUUUUUCUUUUUCUUUCACUUUUUCACCAUUUUUUCUUUUUUUCCACUUAUUCUCCAUUUUUCUUUUUUCCUUUUUUCUUCCACUUGUUCAACCUUUUUCUUUUAUCUUCCACUUGUUCACCCCUUUUUCUUUUUUUUCUUCCACUUGUUCACCCAUUUCCUUUUUCUUUUCAUUUAUACACCCUUUUCCUUUUUUCUUCCUCUUGUUCACUGCUUUUUCUUUUUUUUCUUUCACUUGUUCACCUUUUUUAUUUUAUUUUCUUCCACUUGUUCAUCGUUUUUCUAGAUUUUUCCACUUGUUCACACCUUUUCUUUUUUUCUUCCACUUGUUCACCCUUUUUCUUUUUUUCUUUUUUCUUCCACUUGUACCUUGUACAUACUUUUCCUUUUUUCACCAUUUUUCUUUUCCCUUUUUUCUUUCAUUUGUUCACCUUUUUUCUUUUUUCCUUCUACUUGGAUACCCUUUUUCUAGAUUUUACCAAUUGUUCACCCUUUUUCUUUCUUUUUCCCAUUUGUUUGCUCAUUUUUACCUUUUUUCUUCCACUUGUACACCCUUUUCAUUUUUACCUUUUUUUCUCUUGUUCACCUUUUGUUCAUUUUUCUUUUUACCUUCCACUUGUUCACCUGUUGCCUUCAUUUUUCUACUUGUUCACACAUUUCCUUUUUUCCCCCCCACUUGUUCACUCUUUUUCUUUUUUCUUUUUUUCUACUUGUUCAUUCUCUUUCCUUUUUUCUUCCACUUCUACACCCUUUUCCUUUUUUUCUUUUGUUCACCCAUUUUCUUUUUUCUUUCACUUGUUCACCCUUUUUCUUUUUUCCUUCCACUUUUUCACCAUUUUCCUUGAUUUUUCCACUUGUUCACCCUUUUUCUUUUUUCUUCCACUUUUGUUCACAUUUUUUCUUUUUUUCUUCUGCUUUUUCACACUUUUUCCUUUUUUCUUCCACUUGUUUACAUUUUUUCUUUUUUUUCUUCUGCUUGUUCAUCAUUUUUCAUUUUUUCUUCCACUUGUCCACCCUGUUCUUUUUUUCCUUUUUUCUUCCACUUGUACACACUUUACUUUUUUCUUUUUUUUUUGCUUGUUCACCCUUUUUCUUUUUUCCCUUUUUCUUUCACUUAUGCACCCUUUUUCUUUUUUCAUCCACUUGUUCACCCUUUUCCUUGAUAUUUCCACUUGUUCAACCUUUUUCUUUUUUCUUCCAAUUAUUCACACUUUUUCUUUUUUUUUUCCACUUGUUCACUUUUUUUCCUUUUUUCUUUCUCUUGUUCACACUUUUUCUUUUUUCUUCCUCUUGUUCACACUUUUUCUUUUUUCUUCCUCUUGUUCACCCUUUUUCUUUUUUCUUCCUCUUGUUCACACUUUUUCUUUUUUCUUCCACUUAUUCACACUUUUUCUAUUUUCCUUUUUUUCUUCUACUUGUUCACUUUUUUCUUUUUUUCUUCCACUUGUUCACCCUUUUUCCUUUUUUUUUACACUUGUACACCCUUUUCCAUUUUUUUUCCAUUUUUUUCUUCCACUUGUUCACCUUUUCUCUUUUAUUCAUUUCUUUCAUAUACUGUGGACAAUUUUCAUCCUGCUUUUUCUUCAAUAUAUCUUUUCCUCCUUCAUCAUAUUUUCGCCAUCGCUUUCUCCUUUAUUCCUUCUCCAUAAAUUCAUCUUCCUUUUUUUUUUCUUUCUUCUAUUUCUUUCUGAUGAAGAAAAAACAAGAAGCAACAGAAAUGUGCUUAUCUCUGGAAUAAAUGACAAAAGAACUUUUUCUUUGGUCCAGUGCAGUUUUCACAUUUUAUUUUCAGUUGGCUUUCAUAAAUCAUUUGUGAGAUGA